AAGAAUGAGGAAAGCAAAAUAAAAUGGCAGAAGAAGUGAAGCUUUUGAAGACCUGGUCAAGCCGUUUUGGAUUAAGGGUUGUUUGGGCGUUGAAGCUCAAAGGUAUACCAUAUGAAGCAAUAGAUGAAGAUCUGUCCAACAAGAGCGCUUUGCUUCUUCAGUAUAACCCUGUCCACAAGAAAAUCCCAGUUCUUGUUCACAAUGGGAACCCCAUCUCUGAAUCCCUUGUGAUUCUUGAAUAUAUUGAUGAGACAUGGAAGCAAAAUCCCAUAUUGCCCCAAGAUCCUCUACACAGAGCCAGGGAACGGUUCUGGGCCAAAUUUAGUGAUGAAAAGCUACUACCAUCAGUAUGGGGUGCUUUCACCAAAGAAGGGAAAGACCGAGAGGAAGCUAUGGCUGCAACGAUGGAGAACCUGAAAUUCGUAGAAGAAGAGCUGAAAGGAAAGAAAUUCUUCAGUGGAGAGAAGAUAGGCCUGGUAGAUCUUGUUUUCGGUUGGCUUGCUAACUUGAUCUCUAUUUUUGAAGAGGUAUCUGGCUUCAACAUAGUUGGUGAGGGAUAUCCAUUGUUAUCGGCCUGGAUGCAAGAAUUUUCAGAACUCCCUGUGAUUAAAGAUACCUGGCCUCCUCGUGACAAGAUGAUCAUCAAGUAUCAAGCACGUUAUGACAAAUACCAGCCUGCAAAAUGACCUGUUCCUGAGGUUUUUCCAUUGGUAGUUUACAUUAAAAGUUUAGGCAUCAUAUUGCUGCAAUAAGUUCAAAACUAUGUGUGUAGACAAGGCCUUGGAGCUUAUUUACCAUAAAUGAGGGAUUUUCCUUUGUAAUCUGUCAAGAAACUGAAGUUGUAAUUGUUGAACCAGAUUGCCUCGUGAAUUAUAUCAGUUGUUGCUGUUUUUUUUUUCA
Gossypium raimondii (Peruvian cotton) is the source of this 900-nucleotide messenger RNA. RefSeq names its product probable glutathione S-transferase. The transcript has 2 exons. The record is from RefSeq and is a predicted model, not a curated record. Bases 24 to 686 code for a protein of 220 amino acids. Gene Ontology annotation, biological process: glutathione metabolic process. Gene Ontology annotation, molecular function: glutathione transferase activity. NCBI's taxonomy places the organism in Eukaryota, Viridiplantae, Streptophyta, Magnoliopsida, Malvales, Malvaceae. Gene Ontology annotation, cellular component: cytoplasm.